AUGGAGAAAGCUGAAUCGAUCGUCGAUUUGUCCAAUACAAUUUUUGCCAGUGACAAUAUUGAAGGCAAAUACUCCUGCGAUUAUUUGGACGAGUUCAAGCCGAAAGGUAUUAUGACUAUUGAUAUUGCGGAUAAAUCCGUUAUUUCUAAAAAUGGAUCGAAGGAAUCGGUAAUUUACAACAUCCCUUGGAAGUUUGGCGUAUACUUUUCGGAUUCUGCAAACACCAAAAUAGGAGUUUCUGUCAAGUGCAACGAGAAAAGCCAAAGCAAAUUGUGGACGUGUAAGGCGAAUAUCACCCUUAAAUUAAUGACGGGAGAGCUGGACAAGUCACCCUGUGAGCUGUGUCAGCAUUCCGAAGUUUUCACGUUCGACAUGUUCCGGAACACAUUCACAAUUUGUGAAUUUACUAAUGCUGAUGAGCUUUAUAUUGAAACGCAUAUGAUACAUGGGUUUGAUCGCGGACCGAAAAAGACAUAUCCGUAUAUCAAUGCUGAAAUUGAUGUGAUUUCUGCGACAGGGAUUCUCAUUGCGCCAAUUUACAAUCCUUUCGAAGUUUCUCCUGAGUUUGGCGAUGCGGUAUUGAUCAUCGAAGGAAAACGGUUGAUUGUGAAUCGAACGUUCCUCGCGUUCCAUUCCCGAUAUUUUCGGACCAUGUUUUUUAGUGGGUUCCGCGAAAAAGAAAUGAAAGAAAUCGAAUUGAAAGAUGUCAGAUUCGACGAUUUCGUUGAGCUUCACAAUUACAUUUUGCCGUAUAAAAUCAAAAUCACAAAAGAAAAUGUGAAAAAUCUGUUGGAUCUAGCAGACCGAUUCGAAAUGCCAGGGGUACUCAUCGAUUGUGAACAGUUUUUGCUGAAAGACGGUGGUUUCGAUUGUAUGGAAAAAAUGAAGCUUUCUGAAAGAUAUAUGCUUGUAAAUCUUCAAGUAUCAUUUUUGUUUUAA
This is a messenger RNA of Caenorhabditis bovis, 939 nucleotides long. The record is from the annotation of a GenBank genome assembly. Lineage: Eukaryota; Metazoa; Nematoda; Chromadorea; Rhabditida; Rhabditidae.